Molecule: messenger RNA, 1158 nt
Organism: Funneliformis geosporum
Lineage: Eukaryota; Fungi; Glomeromycota; Glomeromycetes; Glomerales; Glomeraceae
Source: the annotation of a GenBank genome assembly
AUGGUCAUUUGUCAUGACGAUAUAUGUUCUCCAAAACAGGGGAAACCUAAUUCACAAAAUACUUGCAAGGGGAUUACGUCUCAAGGUCAACCUUGUAAAAAAGUUCUUUUGGUGUCUGAGGAGUAUUGUCGUCAUCAUAAAGACCAGAGAGCUGAGGAAAACGUAUUUAGUAUACCUAUAACAAGAAAAAAGAAUUCGUCUAAAGUAAAUGAUGAUUUAGAUGAAAUUAAUAAUGAGUUUAAAUCUCUGUCAUUAAAUAAAAGCCCAUCAACUCGAAAUGACUCAAGUUCACUACGAACGUUUUUGGAAGAAAAGCAAAAAACUGGACAAAAAUAUACGAUUAAAGAAUUAGGCGAGGCGAUGGAAGGACCUUAUCAAUCCCCAAUAAGUAAUAUUCCAAAUAUAAAAUCACCGACACCGACAAAUAUGCAUUCUUCGUGUAUAAAUGCGUCACAUGGAUUGAUGACUGAUAAUCAAAAGAUGACACCCGUUAUAAUCGAUUUAACUGAUGAUGAUCGUAAGAAUGGCAAUUCAAUUAAUCAUAAAAUCCAAGUUUCUGACGGAUUAUCCCGUCAAAACAAAAAAGAGAUUGUUGAAUCUGUUGAGGAUGAGUUGGAAAAAGACAUAUUCGUUCCUGAUAAGGCAACAAAAAUAUGGAUUAAAUAUGGAGAAUGGAUUAAACCUGACCUUUCCCCGGAAAUAAAACGGUUAUUAAAAUCAGAAAUAGAGAAGCCCAUAACUAAUAGAGAUAAACCUGGACCCAAUUCCGAGGAGAGGGAUAAACAAACAUUCUAUAAAGUCGGUAGAUCUUCGAAUGUGCAUCGAAGGCUCUACCAAUGGGCUAAACGAUGUGGAAAUAAACCCAAUCUAAUCGAAUUAUUCCCAAAUGUUUCAAAUGUUAAGGAAGACUCAUGCAAAAGCGUCGAGAGUCCAAAAUGUAAGUAUACGCAUAGAGCCGAAAGGCUCAUUCACAUCGAGUUGAACGCGCGAUUCAAAGCCGAUAUCGAAAAAUGCGGGUCCUGUGGACGCCUACACAAGGAAUGGUUCAAAGCCUUAUCGAAUUCAAACGAUGAAUUUGAAUUGCAUAGAUGGGAUGAGGUCCGAGAAGUAAUUACCAAUUGGAUUUCCUUUGUUGAAACAGUAUAUGGUACUGGAUAA